AUGAGCAGAGCUUCGAGAAGAACGAUUCCAGAGGUUGAAGCCAAUACUAUUCUUGAGCCAAAAAAAGAUGAUGUGAUAGACAUUGUGAGUACAACGAACAUUCCACUACUGGCAGACACAAAUUUGUCACCGUUUUUCAAAGCUGUACUAGGUCCAACUGAAGAAUUAAGCCCAAUACGGCUAGGUGAAGUUGAAGAUGUACCUAGCAGUGUAAUGUCAUAUAACGAGACGAAUGAUUUUGGCUUUUCCGAAUUUUCGAAUAUACUACUUACUCCUUCAUCCACAUUUAGUUUGUAUUUGGAUGAACCAGGGUUACGUCUUUUGAACUUCUUUGAGAAUAAGGUAGCAAAAAUCUUAUGUAUAAGUCCCGAAUCUUCCAAUUAUUUUUUGAAGACCUUUUUUUCAGUAGCAAUGACUGAAGAAAGUAUAAUGCAUGCAUUGGCAGCAUGGGGAGGAGUGUUUUCAGAAGGCCCAUCUAGUGAAUUGGUCAACUAUCAUAUGUCGCAAGCUACUAAAAUAGUACACGAAAAGCAUUUGACCAAUUCUAAACUGGACAAGUAUGGAUAUUACGUAGCCGUUUGUUACUUUUUAAUAGCAAUUGGUGUGGAGAUAUCUUCUGGGGAUGUUUCCAAAUGGUAUAAUCAUUUCAAUGCAUGUACAGAAUUGCUUCGGUCAUAUGGCGGGUUAGCAAAAUUUCUCAAAGAUUUUAAUUAUUCAAAUGAUGUGAAAUGGCUAAUUGCAAGCUUUCAAUUUCAUGAUAUUAUGUCGUCCGUAACUCUUUCAAGCGGAACGUCUUGCUCCAUGAAGAAUUAUAAUAACUUGUUUAAAAAUUAUAAUUUACUUGACAUUGGUGAUUAUGGAAUUGAUCCAUAUCAAGGAUGCAUGCAACCCAUAUAUUUAAUACUAGGUGAAAUUAUGAAUUCCUAUGUCGAAUUGAAGGAAGAAAGAAAAAACCUUAAAGCCAAUAUUCUACACUUAUCACUUGAAGACCCUAAUUCUUCUGAAAUAGAUGGACUCAUGCAACAGCGAAUUGAGCAUUACCAGCUUGUAAGUAACCAAUACGAUGAAUUGUUGAAUAAGGUUCAACUUGCAUGCCCUAAUGAAAAACAAAUAUCGCUGAUAAAAAAUAAUAAAGAAGAAUUAGAUUUGCAUUUAACCCUAUUUGAGCUUUACCGUCUUACAUGUCAAAUGUAUUUGCUACUCUACAUAAAGCAAACGCAACCUUCUUCUAGUGAAGUUCAAAUGUUACUAUUAACUUCAUUCACAUAUAUUAGUACUUUAGUAGAGUCGCCGAUGACAGCUUCAUUAUCUAUGCUGUUAUUAAUCUGCGGCAUAUCAUGUUGCAACCAAUCCGACAGAAACUAUAUUAGAGCGAAAUUCACUAAAAUUUAUAACAAACAUAAGGCUGGAAAUGUGAGAAGGGUCUGGGACAUCGUUGAGGAAAGCUGGCAUAGAAAUCCAGAUGGUAACAUUUGUAUUGAUUGGGUGGAAAUUUGCGAAGAAUACGACUGGAAAUUACCAGUUUGUUAA
Debaryomyces fabryi is the source of this 1530-nucleotide messenger RNA. RefSeq names its product Uga33p (gene UGA33). Lineage: Eukaryota; Fungi; Ascomycota; Pichiomycetes; Serinales; Debaryomycetaceae. Gene Ontology annotation, biological process: positive regulation of transcription by RNA polymerase II. Bases 1 to 1530 code for a protein of 509 amino acids. Gene Ontology annotation, cellular component: nucleus. Gene Ontology annotation, molecular function: DNA-binding transcription factor activity; transcription cis-regulatory region binding. The record is from RefSeq and is a predicted model, not a curated record. The transcript has a single exon.